GCGCGCGGCCAGCCUUGCUUCCUCGUCCGCCAACGCUCGCGAACGAGCCGCGGCCAUCUCCUCCGCUAAAACCGCGGAAGCUUGAAGGGCCACGCUUCCACCGUGCAGCUGUUGCUAGACCGCGGAGCGAAAAAAAACAUUGUUAAUGGCGAGGGUUGGGCCGCGCUCCAGCUCGCGGCAUAUCAAGGUAGGAGUGAGGUUGUGCGCGUCCUCCUCAAAUCCGGGGUUUGGGCCGUUAACUACGCCACCCAGGACUUAAUUUGGAGCGCUCUAUCUGGCGACAAGUGGCAACGGGACGGCGCAUACCGUAGAGCUCCUGCUAGAUGCCGGAGCAGGGGUCGACCACCGAUCCACGAGGCGCAACACGCCAUUGCACAUUGCAUUGCACAAUGCCGCCACGACAAACAAAUUGGACGUGAUGAAGCUCCUGCUCUCUUGCUGCGCCGACUCGAUCCUGGGACGGGCACAAUUUUACUCCUUCGUAGCGCAGAACAAAGGUCACAAGGAAGCCGCCGCGCUCUUGGCAGAAGACGUGGAGCGGAGGUGGAGGACACGCACCCAGAAGAUUUGGAUUGUGUUUUCAUUGUUCUGCCUCUUUCUCACGUUAAUUGUAUUCCGUUGGGGACACGAACGAUCCGCCCGCGACCUCGCAGCCACGCCGCGCACGCUGCGCGAGAACGUGGCACUGGCGUCGCUCGCCGCGGCGCCGCUCGUUGUGCCGUACCUCGAGCGCUUGAACGGCCCGCUGUUGCCGGAACAGAAGGCCAUGCUUGCGAGCGUGCUGUGUCGGACCACCCACCAGCCCCACGGGCGCUCUCCGACCUGCCCGCGUGCGCGGCCUGCCUAG
Molecule: messenger RNA, 847 nt
Organism: Pelagomonas calceolata
Lineage: Eukaryota; Pelagophyceae; Pelagomonadales; Pelagomonadaceae
Source: the annotation of a GenBank genome assembly